AUGGCUGCCAAACAACCAUCUUCAAGAUGGUGGUUCUGGACCAAAGUCCUGAUGGGUGGCGCUGCUGUCGCAGUCGGCGGACCGGCAUUUACAAUGUGGUUAACUCCUACCGAGGAAGAGCUUCGAUCGAGAUACAACCCCGAGUUGCGGAAGAAGAGUUUGGAGAAUCGCGAGGAGCGACAACAAGAAUUUGACGACUUUGUGACUCGACUGAAGGAAUACUCCAAGUCGGAUAAACCAAUCUGGAUUGUCGUGAAAGAGGAAGAGGAGCGAAAGCGCAAAGCCGCCGCCGCCGCUGCGAAAGCAUCUCAGAAGGACGCAGACACUCGACGAGAAGAGAUGAGGAGGGAGGCAGGCCUUGACGCAAAAUAG
Molecule: messenger RNA, 372 nt
Organism: Fusarium musae
Lineage: Eukaryota; Fungi; Ascomycota; Sordariomycetes; Hypocreales; Nectriaceae
Gene: CBP4
Product: assembly factor cbp4
Exons: 3
Coding region: 1-372 (123 amino acids)
Biological process (GO): mitochondrial respiratory chain complex III assembly
Cellular component (GO): mitochondrial membrane
Source: RefSeq, a predicted model, not a curated record